AGAGGGAAAAGCAUUCAGAAAUAAUACUUUUUUCCGCUUUGUCAUGCUUCAAGUUUAACAGUCAGCACGGAGACCUUUCUGUGCAUGACAACAAAAUGUCACUAACAGGGAGAGGGAAUCGACCAAUUCAACCCCAGCCUCAUAGACUGUUCCACACAAAAUCCAAUUCAUGGGCAUGAUUUUCCAUGUGCCACGCUGUUCCACGAAGAAGACGCGUCAUGAGUCAUGACUGGCCACUGUUAAGUGCCAUUCUCCAAGGGGCAUAACCUUUGCUCUCAUCAGUAGAGGCACCAACCAAAGCAAAAAAGCAAUGGCACCUCGCCUCCCAUGGUGUUUCCUCCAGUUCUUGCUACUGCUGCUGGGGGUUUCAUCUGCUGCCCAAGCACAAGUGAACAUCACUCGAGGCUCCUCCUUGACGCCCCAGGGGCCAACCAGCUCAUGGCUUUCGCCCUCCGGCGACUUCGCGUUUGGUUUCCGACAAAUAGAAGGUAACUCCUCCUUGUACCUCCUCGCCGUCUGGUUCAACAGGAUCCAUGGAGAGACUGUCGUUUGGUACGCCAAGAGCAGCUCCGACGGUCAAGAGUCUCCGGUUCAAGUGCCAUCCAGUUCUGUACUGCGGCUCACCGCUGAUGGGCUGCUCUCGCUUCGCAACCCAUCUGGUGAUGAGGUCUGGAGCCCCCCGGUUCCUGCUGUGGCCUACGCCAGAAUGCUCGACACAGGCAACUUCAUGCUUGUCGGUGUAGAUGGCAAAGCAAAGUGGGAGAGCUUUGAUUUCCCGGCUGAUACCAUCCUGCCCACACAAGUGCUUUCUGUGGGUCAGCAGGACAAGGUACUCAGAAGCCGUCUCAUCGCCACAGACUACUCCAAUGGCCGGUUUCUCCUAGCUGUGCAAACUGAUGGUAAUCUUGUGUUUUAUCCAAUCGCCGAGCAUUCUACACUUCGGUACAAUGCAUACUGGGCAUCUAACACGGUUGGGAACGGCUCACAGCUGGUGUUCAAUGAAACAGGCAGGGUAUACUUCACCUUGAUAAAUGGCACACAGAUCAAUAUCACUUCGGCAGAGGGGUACUCGAUGGACACACAGGGUGAUUUCUUUCAUCGUGCCACGCUUGAUCCAGACGGUGUAUUUCGGCAAUACCUGUACCCAAAGAGCAGAAAGAUGAGAGGCCAAGGGACCUCGCAAUGGACGUCAGUAAGCUCAAUUCCCCAGAACAUCUGCCAGAGAGUGAAGGUAAAGGCAGGCAGUGGUGCAUGCGGCUUCAACAGCUACUGCACCAUUGAUGGCACCAAGAAUCAGACAAGCUGCCAAUGCCCACAACGUUACGAAUUCUUCGACGAGGAGAGGCAGUACAAAGGGUGCAGGCCUGACUUUGUGCCACAAAGCUGUGACCUUGAUGAGGAAGCAGCAAGGGCACAGUUUGAGAUGACUCUGGUCAAUAGUGUUGAUUGGCCUGAAUCUGACUAUGAGCAAUACAGCCCCAUCGACGUAUACGAGUGCCAGAGGCUGUGUGUGAUUGAUUGCUUCUGUGCCACAGCCGUCUUUCAGCCAAGCACAAAUACCUGCUGGAAGAAAAAGCUCCCUUUAUCAAAUGGGUAUAUGGCGGAAAGUGUAGACAGGACAGUUCUUAUCAAGGUGCCGAGGGGCAACAAUUCACAGUCCCAGAACACUGGCUCUAGCAAAUGGAAGAAGGACAAGAAGUAUUGGAUUCUUGGGAGUUCCUUGUUUUUUGGGGGUUCUGUAUUGGUAAACAUUCUCCUGAUCAGUAUUCUGCUCUUCGGCACUUACUGCGGUAUCUCCAUAACCUCCAAGAAGAAACUCCAGUCACCGCAACCGUCAGGUAGUUCUAUCUUGCCCCCAAAGAUUUUCACUUACAAUGAUCUGGAGAAGGCAACUAGUGGUUUCCGUGAGGUGCUUGGCAGCGGUGCCUCUGGUACCGUGUACAAAGGACAGCUGCAAGAUGAGCAUGCUACCAGCAUUGCGGUCAAGAAAAUUGAAAAACUCCAGCAAGAGACUGAGAAGGAGUUCAUGGUGGAGGUGCAAACCAUCGGGCAGACGUUUCACAAGAACUUGGUCAGGCUGCUUGGUUUGUGCAGUGAGGGAACUCACCGACUGCUAGUUUAUGAGUUCAUGACCAAUGGCUCGCUCAACGAAUUCCUAUUCGGUGAUGCUCGGCCGGAUUGGAACCUCCGUGUGCAAGUUGCACUUGGAGUGGCACGAGGGCUGCUCUACUUGCACGAGGAGUGCAGCACACAGAUUAUCCACUGCGACAUAAAACCACAGAACAUCCUUCUUGAUGCCAACUUUAUGGCGAAGAUUGCAGACUUUGGCCUGGCGAAGCUUCUUCGAGCCAAUCAGACACAGACAAACACCGGCAUCCGGGGUACUCGAGGUUACGUUGCUCCAGAGUGGUUCAAGAACAUAGGGAUCACUUCCAAAGUCGAUGUUUACAGCUUUGGGGUGAUCCUGCUGGAGCUUGUAUGCUGCAGAAGGAAUGUGGAGCUAGAGAUCGCCGAUGAAGAGCAGGCGAUACUGACUUACUGGGCAAACGACUGUUACAGGUGCGGGAGGAUCGACUUGCUGGUGGAAGGCGACGAUGAGGCAAACUUCAACAUCAAAAAGGCAGAGCGAUUCGUGGCUGUAGCCCUUUGGUGCCUCCAGGAGGAGCCGACCAUGCGGCCAACCAUGCUUAAAGUGACACAGAUGCUUGAUGGAGCAGUGCAGAUCCCCACGCCUCCGGAUCCCUCUUCCUUCAUCAGUUCGCUUUCAUAAGUUGUAGCAUGAAGCAUGAUUAUGCAAUACUGUAUUCCUUUCAUCAGUUCACUUGUGCCUGCUUGUUAACAAAUAAGUUGUAGCAUGAAGCAAGAUUAUGCAAUACUGUAUUCUAUUGAUGCUUCAGAAUUAAUGGUAAAUAUAGCAUUUCAGGCA
Molecule: messenger RNA, 2926 nt
Organism: Hordeum vulgare subsp. vulgare (domesticated barley)
Lineage: Eukaryota; Viridiplantae; Streptophyta; Magnoliopsida; Poales; Poaceae
Product: G-type lectin S-receptor-like serine/threonine-protein kinase LECRK3
Exons: 1
Coding region: 311-2770 (819 amino acids)
Biological process (GO): protein phosphorylation
Molecular function (GO): ATP binding; protein serine/threonine kinase activity
Source: RefSeq, a predicted model, not a curated record